AGCAGUGAGAUCACUGGCGUUAUAAAUAUCCCGGUGCCAGCGCCGAGAUCCGCUCGGGUGGCCUCUCUCUCUCUCCCUCUCUCUCUCCCCCUCUCCCUCUCCCUUCCCCGGGGCUAUGUCCACCCAGUGCGGCGAGGGAGGCAGCGCCAGAGGCACGCAGCAGCGCGGGGGCUACGGAGCCCGGAGCCAGCCCUGCAAGAUGCACUUAGGACCCCCGCGGCCGGAAGAAUGAGCUUGUCCUUGCUCUUCCUCCUCUUCAGCAGCCACCUGAUCCUCAGCGCUUGGGCUCACGGGGAGAAGCGUCUCACUCCCGAAGGGCAACCCGCGGCUCCGAGGCACCCGGGAGACUCCAGCGGCAGCCGGGGCAGAAGUAGCACGACGUCUUCCUCGUCUUCUGCCUCCUCCCCAGUCGCGGCUUCCCCGGGCAGCCCAGGAAGCGGCUUGGAGCACAGCAGUUUCCAGUGGAGCCCUUCGGGGCGCCGGACCGGCAGCCUGUACUGCAGAGUGGGCAUCGGCUUCCAUCUGCAGAUCUACCCGGAUGGCAAAGUCAAUGGCUCCCACGAAGCCAGUAUGUUAAGUAUUUUGGAAAUAUUUGCUGUGUCUCAGGGGAUUGUAGGAAUACGAGGAGUUUUCAGCAACAAAUUUUUAGCGAUGUCAAAAAAAGGAAAACUCCAUGCAAGUGCUAAAUUUACAGAUGACUGUAAGUUCAGGGAGAGGUUUCAAGAAAACAGCUAUAAUACCUAUGCGUCCGCAAUCCACAGAACUGAAAAGACAGGGCGGGAGUGGUACGUGGCCCUGAAUAAGAGAGGGAAGGCCAAGCGAGGCUGCAGCCCACGGGUCAAACCUCAGCACGUCUCCACCCACUUCCUACCCAGAUUCAAGCAGUCCGAGCAACCUGAACUUUCCUUCACAGUCACUGUACCAGAAAAGAAAAAGCCACCUCGCCCGGUGAAACCAAAGGUCCCCCUGUCGCCACCUCGCAGAAGUCCCAGCCCAGUGAAGUACAGAUUGAAGUUUCGCUUUGGAUGAUGCUCAUCUCAGCCUUGUGGGAAACCACUCUUCCACCUCAGGACUUUCUACAGGCAUCGUGGAGCCCUGAAGGAAACCUUCCAAUGCAGAGUCCCUCCGUCCCUCCGCUGUGCUUACAUGAGUGGAAGUCAGGUCAUUGUUUCACUUUGACUGGAACAAAACUGCUUUAUUUUAUUUUUUUUAUUUUUAUUUUAUUUUAUUUUUUUAAACUUUGAAUAGACACAGAAAUGGGAUUCUCUGUAGAGAUCCAGGGAACACAUCCCUUCAGCUCAGUAAGGUAUAAAGACUUGGUGAUUAGAGGAUGUUUAGCAUUCUACAUAUUUAGAAUGUUCCAUACCCUGGACUAUAUGUAUUUUUGUGACUUUUACAGAUCAACCUGAAAGAACAAACAUGAUACAUUUUUAUUUUUUGUUUUCCAAAGAAUAUUUUA
Molecule: messenger RNA, 1459 nt
Organism: Onychomys torridus (southern grasshopper mouse)
Lineage: Eukaryota; Metazoa; Chordata; Mammalia; Rodentia; Cricetidae
Gene: Fgf5
Product: fibroblast growth factor 5
Exons: 3
Coding region: 229-1029 (266 amino acids)
Biological process (GO): positive regulation of protein phosphorylation; fibroblast growth factor receptor signaling pathway; regulation of cell migration
Cellular component (GO): cytoplasm
Molecular function (GO): fibroblast growth factor receptor binding; growth factor activity
Source: RefSeq, a predicted model, not a curated record